Molecule: messenger RNA, 1103 nt
Organism: Rotaria sordida
Lineage: Eukaryota; Metazoa; Rotifera; Eurotatoria; Philodinida; Philodinidae
Source: the annotation of a GenBank genome assembly
AUGAUCGAUACGGGCGCUUCUCAUUCAUUUAUUACACAAUGUGCAUUACGUACACUAUCCUAUUUCCGAUUGCCAUCGUGUGAACGUACCGCCCAAUUAGGUGAUGGUCAAACAACACUUAAAAUAGUUGGUGAAAUUCAGCUGUUCCUACAAUUUGAUCAAGUUUUUACACCUGUCAAUGCUCUCGUCACUCAAACCAUGAACACUGAUUUUAUACUUGGUGGUGAUUGGUGUACAAAAAAUAAAGUAAAAAUUGAUUAUGCAAAGAGUCAAGUAUCACUAUGUACACAACUUGGUCGUAUUUUUAUUCCGUAUCAUAAACACAUCGAUUAUUUAAGUUUAGAUGUCAAAUCAAUCAAUGCAAUUCAUAUACCACCACGUGAAUCUUGUACUGUUCAAGCCAAAGUUCAAUUAUCGUCCGCUAAUACUGUAUAUUUUUCUCCUGCUGACACUAUAUCACUUGAAAGAUCUGUUAUAAUGUUACCAGCCUUAUUACACGUAAACAACUACACAACCUACUUGGAGAUAUACAAUCCUCAUGAUACUACAUGUACAUUACCAAUGAAUACUCGUUUAGGCCACAUUACUCAUACACCACAUAAACUUCAAUCGUGUGUAAUAUAUGAUCCAUCUCGUUGUUCGUCAUCAUGGUCGUCUCAACAUCAUGUCAUUAAUACAAUCGACCUUAAACAAACACCAUCUAACACCUGUAAAAUCAUUGAUAAACUUCUGGAUCAUAUUACCAAAUGUCAGGACAAACACCAACUACGUCACAUACUUGAACAACACAUCAAAAUCUUUGAUAUUUCACAUGUUACACAAGCAAACACAUCUGUUCCACACAUUAUUAACACCGGUGAUAGUCUUCCAAUCAGUUCAAGACCAUAUCCACGAACAAUCCAACAACGACGUGAACUUCAAGCUGAAAUUCAAAAAAUAUUGCAAGCUAACCAAAUUCGUCCAUCCAUUUCACCAUGGUCAUCUCCAGUCAUUAUUCACAAAAAAAAGGAUGGUGGUAUUCGUUUUCUGGUAGACUAUCGAAAAUUGAAUUCAGUAACAAAAAAAGAUUCUUUUCCUCAACCAACAACUGAAGAAUUACUAAA